Ictalurus punctatus (channel catfish) is the source of this 1355-nucleotide messenger RNA. RefSeq names its product interferon alpha-inducible protein 27-like protein 2A. Gene Ontology annotation, cellular component: mitochondrion; membrane. Gene Ontology annotation, biological process: apoptotic signaling pathway. NCBI's taxonomy places the organism in Eukaryota, Metazoa, Chordata, Actinopteri, Siluriformes, Ictaluridae. The transcript has 4 exons. Bases 961 to 1272 code for a protein of 103 amino acids. The record is from RefSeq and is a predicted model, not a curated record.
GCAAGCACGCCGAGGACAUCGUACAGAGUUAAAACAAGCUGGACUGGUUCCAAAUAUAGCUACUGUAGGUCUCGAGGCCAGGGUGUGUGUGUGUGUAUGCUUGUUAAAAGCGAUUAAGUCCUCAGUAUACACCACUCUACCUUUCUGUACACACUUCAUGUGACAGGCAGUGCACAACAACGUCAACAAGGGUGUGUUUAAGAGGAAUGGAACUCGAUGCGUGCAUCAUAACUUAUACGUGGUUUGUGUGUUCGAGUUGUUAUUUUGUUUUCAUUUUUGAAAAGAGAGAAGAAAAAAAAAGAAAGACAGCUGGGUCAAUAAGGGAGAAGGUUCAUUUUUGAUGAAACUUCUCCCGGUACAUCACUGGAGACACUCGCUUUUUUUUCUUUCUUUUUUUCGGGAUUUUUCCAUAAAUUACCGAGGAUUCUCCUCAGAUUCGAGCCCAGACACGUCACGUCACGUGACAGGAUCGCGAUACGCAUUCAGCCAAAGCCCUCUUCGAUUCACGUGCGUCGAACGUGAGUACAGCUCAAAGGUCUCGUUUACUAACAAACAUCGCCGCGAAAGACCACGCAAAUUGCAUCACAAGUUUUUGAAAAAAAAAACCCGAGGCACGAUCGACCCAGAGACAUGCACGAGCGCACUACCUGCUGGCUCUCUCUACCACUCCAAGAAUAACCGUUUUUCUUUGUUUUUGAUUAUUAUUUUUUUUGACACGUGAUUCGUUUCGUGGAUCUUAACAUUACAACGUGGAAAUGACGAGGGUUCAUUUUAGUAGAUUUCACCACACACCAAACAGUUCAUGUGCUCAGUGCAGCCUCUCGGUGGAGCUCUCAGGGUCUUGGCUUGGUUUGGUUUCCGCCUCAGGCUGUAGGUUUCGUUUCUGAGUAAGAGCUCCACCUCUCAGCUGCCUUCUUUAAAAACACUCACUUGUGCUGGUUCUCUAGCAGGGAUUCCAAAAUGGACUUGGGCACAAUUGUGGCAAUGGGAGCUGGAGCAGCUGGCGCUGUAGCAGCAGCUCCACUUGUGGUAUCAGCGUUGGGUUUCACUGCUGGAGGCAUCGCUGCAGGAUCCAUAGCUUCGUGGAUGAUGUCAACAGCAGCUUUUGCUAACGGUGGGGGCGUAGUAGCAGGAGGUGCUGUUGCUGUCCUCCAGUCCGUCGGAGCUGCUGGACUUUCUGCUGCUGGUCAGGUCGUAGUGGCGGUUACAGGAGCGGCUGUGGCUGGAGCGGUUGAAAGCUUAACCUCUUCAUGUAAUGAAACCUUGAUUUAAACAAAACAAAUGGCAAAUACUAUUUGUUGUUUUCUGGGGGGGGGGGGGGGGGGGGUUUGCCUAAUGAUAAAAAUUCUUUCUGA